Molecule: messenger RNA, 1335 nt
Organism: Trichoderma aggressivum f. europaeum
Lineage: Eukaryota; Fungi; Ascomycota; Sordariomycetes; Hypocreales; Hypocreaceae
Exons: 6
Coding region: 1-1335 (444 amino acids)
Biological process (GO): tyrosyl-tRNA aminoacylation
Cellular component (GO): cytoplasm
Molecular function (GO): tyrosine-tRNA ligase activity; ATP binding
Source: RefSeq, a predicted model, not a curated record
AUGGCCGCCGCAGACGCAUCCGAGAAGCUCGCGCUCAUCCGCGAGAAUCUUGCCGAGAUUCUGAACCCGGAGAUUAUCGAGAAGAUUCUGGACGAGGGGCGCCAUCCCAAGAUUUACUGGGGUAUGUUUUGGCUUGUUCUUGUCCUUGCCUUGCCUUGUCUCUUUACCAUUGCAUUGGAGAGGUUGGAGACGGGGGACGAGAGAUGGAAGACGAGAGACGAGAGAUGGGAGACGGGAGGAUCAAUGUGUGUUUGCAUUGCUAACAAUGGGACGUUUUGUUUCUUUUCCUUAGGCACUGCGACAACUGGCCGUCCUCACUGCGGCUACUUUGUUCCCGCCAUCAAAAUCGCCCAGUACCUCGCCGCCGGCUGCCAUGUCACCAUCCUCCUCGCCGACAUCCACGGCUUCCUCGACAACCUCAAGGCCCCCAUCGAGCUGGUCGAGCUGCGCGUCGAGUUCUACCGAUUCGUCAUCAGCGCCAUCUUCAAGGCCGUCGGCGUGUCGACCGAGAAGCUCAAGUUUGUGCAGGGCAGCUCGUACCAGAAGAGCCCCGAAUACAUCAUGGACGUCUACAAGCUGUCGUCGGUCAUCUCAGAGCACGAUGCCAAGAGAGCCGGUGCCGAAGUGGUCAAGCAGACGGACAAUGCGCCUCUGUCCGGCCUGCUCUACCCCAUUCUCCAGGUUCUUGAUGAGCAGUACCUGGAUGUGGAUGCUCAGUUUGGUGGUCUUGAUCAGCGCAAACUGUUCAUCGCUGCCAAGGACUGGCUGCCCAAGCUGGGAUACAAGGAGCGAUGCCACUUGAUGAACCCCAUGGUUCCCGGCCUCAAGGGCGCCAAGAUGAGCUCCAGUGACGAGGACAGCAAAAUCGACCUCCUGGAUGCCCCGGACGUCGUCGCCAAGAAGAUCCGCAAGGCCGUUGCCACCCCCAAGGUGGUUGAGGAAAACGGCAUCCUGGCCUUUGUCGAAUACGUUUUGCUGCCGGUAGCAGCUCUGAAGGGAAAGCGAGAGUUUGUCGUCGACCGUGAGAGAGAUGGCCUGGAGCCAUUGGUUUACAGCAGCAUCUCUCAGAUGCACGAGGAUUACAGAAAUGACGUGCUGUCACCACAAAUUCUCAAGGCGGCCGUCACCAAAUCACUAAACGAGCUGCUGGCCCCGAUCCAGGCAGAGUUCCAAGCGUCAAAAGAGUGGCAGGAGAUUGCCAUCAAGGCCUACCCCCCGCCGGCAAAGAAGGAGAAGAAGGUCAAGGACAAGGGCAGCCGUCACCCUGGAAACGCAAAAGCAAAGGAAGGGCAAAUAGACGUCAAGGACCUGAAGGACGCUGUGAACGAGGUCUAG